GCUGCCUCUGCCCGCUCCGGUCCCAGGCCCGUCCCGUGGGGCCAGAGAGCGGCGGCGGCUGGCUUUGGCCCGUUCCCAUUCCCGACCUCCCCUGAGCCCCGCGGGGCCGCCCGGCGGGCAGGGCUGCGGGGCGCGGGCGGCAGCGCUGGCUCCUCCCCGCCACCCGCGCCGCGGAGAAGAGCGAGGUCCUCGCCGCAGCCAGUUUGGUAUCCUCGGUUGUCCAUCUUCUUUCUGAAAAUGAAGAAAAUGAUUGCAUGCUUCCUCCUUCUGUCUGGACAAAUUCUACUUUUCACUGCCUCGGCCAAGAGGAGAGAACUUCCAGGAGCCUUUUUAAGGCAAAAAAGGCAUGUCAAUCCACAAGCUUUAUUUGAAAAUACUUGCAGUAACAAACACCUGGACCUCGUCUUCAUCAUUGACAGUUCUCGCAGUGUACGCCCUUACGACUUUGAGAAAGUGAAGGAGUUCCUUUUAACCAUCCUUCAGUUCCUGGACAUCAGUCCUGAUGUCACCAGAGUAGGCCUUAUUCAGUAUGGCAGUACAGUCAAACACGAGUUUUCACUGAAAACAUUCGGGAAGAGACAGGAUGUGGAGAGAGCAGUAAAAAGAAUGAUGCAUCUGGCCACUGGCACCAUGACUGGACUAGCCAUUCAGUAUGCAAUGAACAUUGCAUUUUCAGAAUCAGAAGGAGCUCGUCCUCUGAGCCAGAACGUGCCCAGAAUAAUCAUGAUAGUGACAGAUGGACGACCGCAGGAUCCGGUGGGAGAGGUUGCAGCUAAAGCCCGCAACUCAGGCAUCCUAAUUUUUGCCAUUGGAGUAGGAAGAGUGGAUAUGAACACAUUGAAGUCCAUUGGAAGUGAACCUCAUGAAGAUCAUGUGUUUUUGGUGGCUAAUUUCAGUCAGAUUGAAACACUGACCUCUGUGUUCCAGAACAAGCUUUGUGUGCCUCACAUGUGCAGUAUUGCUGAACAUGGCUGUGAUCACUUCUGUAUUAACACUCCUGGCUCCUACAUGUGCAAAUGUAAGCAGGGAUACAUUUUGAAUGCUGACCAGAAGACUUGCAGCACUCAGGAUCUAUGUGCCAUUGAGAAACAUGAUUGUGAACAGAUAUGUGUGAAUACACCUGGGUCUUAUGUGUGUCAAUGUUAUGAUGGCUUUGAACUUGAUGAACAUGGAAAGAAGUGUAUAAUUGUAGACUUUUGUGCAGUGGAUAACCAAGGCUGCCAACAUGAGUGUGUUAAUACAGAUGACUCCUACUACUGUAAAUGCCAUCCAGGGUUUAUUUUAAACCCUGAUAAAAGAACUUGCAGAAGACCGGAUUACUGUGCUUCAGAAAACCAUGGCUGUCAACAGGAGUGCAUUAAUUUAGAUGAUUCUUAUUUUUGUCAAUGCCGACAAGGAUUUACUCUUAAUCCAGAUAAGCGAACUUGCAAAAGAAUAGACUUCUGUGCUCUGGGUACACACAGCUGUGAACAUGAAUGUGUUAACACUGAAGACUCAUUUGUGUGUAGAUGUCAUCCUGGAUACACCCUGAACCAUGAUGGCAAAACGUGCAGAAGAGUGGACCACUGUGCUGAGAAUGACCAUGGCUGUGAACAGCUGUGCCUGAACGCAGACGACUCCUACCUCUGUCAGUGUUCUGAGGGAUUUAUCAUUAAUGAAGACCUAAAAACCUGCACACGAGUGGACUACUGUGCAUUGAGUGACCAUGGUUGUGAACAUAUCUGUGUGAAUGGUGAAAAAUCCUAUACUUGUCAGUGUUUUGAGGGAUACAGACUACGAAAUGAUGGGAAAACUUGUAAACGUAAAAAUGUCUGCAAGUCAAUCAGCCAUGGUUGUGAGCAUAUUUGUGUUAAUAUUGACAAUUCAUAUGUCUGCAAAUGCCGUGAGGGAUUUACCCUGACAGAGGAUGGGAAAACAUGCAGAAGAAAAGACAUUUGCAAAUCAGUGAAUCAUGGCUGUGAACAUGUGUGUGUUAAUGCUGAUAAUUCAUACAUCUGCAAGUGCCAUGAUGGAUUUGCACUAAGAGAAGACGGGAGAACUUGCAGAAAUAGAGAUGUUUGCAAUUCAGUUGACCAUGGCUGUGAACACGUUUGUGUUAGUGGUGACAAUUCCUAUACUUGCCAGUGCUAUGAUGGAUUCAUACUGAGGGAAAAUGGGAAAACCUGUAGAAACAAGGACAUCUGCAAGUCAAUCAACCAUGGCUGUGAACACGUUUGUGUUAAUACUGAUGAUUCAUACAUUUGCCAGUGCCAUAAAGGAUUCCAACUGAAGGAGGAUGGGAAAACAUGUCGAAGUAAAGACAUCUGCAAAUCAGUCAACCAUGGCUGUGAGCAUGCUUGUGUUGAUAAUGAUGAUUCAUAUACUUGCCAGUGCCAUGAGGGAUUCAUACUGAGACAGGAUGGAAAAACAUGUAGAAAUAAAGACCUCUGCAAAUCAGUCAACCACGGCUGUGAACAUGUGUGUGUUAACAGCGAUAACUCAUACAUCUGCAAGUGCCAUGAGGGAUUCAUACUGAGACAGGAUGGAAAAACAUGUAGGAAUAAAGACCUCUGCAAAUCAGUCAACCACGGCUGUGAACAUGUGUGUGUUAACAGUGACAACUCAUAUAUCUGCAAGUGCCGUGAGGGAUUCAUUCUGAGACAGGAUGGAAAAACAUGUAGAAAUAAAGACCUCUGCAAAUCAGUCAACCACGGCUGUGAACAUGUGUGUGUUAACAGUGACAACUCAUACAUCUGCAAGUGCCGUGAGGGAUUCAUACUGAGACAGGAUGGAAAAACAUGUAGAAAUAAAGACCUCUGCAAAUCAGUCAACCAUGGCUGUGAACAUGUGUGUGUUAACAGUGACAACUCAUACAUCUGCAAGUGCCGUGAGGGAUUCAUUCUGAGACAGGAUGGAAAAACAUGUAGAAAUAAAGACCUCUGCAAAUCAGUCAACCACGGCUGUGAACAUGUGUGUGUUAACAGUGACAACUCAUACAUCUGCAAGUGCCGUGAGGGUUUCAUACUGAGACAGGAUGGAAAAACAUGUAGAAAGAAAGACCUCUGCAGAUCAAUCAAUCAUGGCUGUGAACAUGUGUGUAUUAACAGUAAUGACUCAUACAUCUGCAAGUGCCAUGAGGGAUUCAUACUAAGAGAGGAUGGGAAAACUUGCAGAAAUAAAGAUGUUUGCAAUUCAGUUGACCAUGGCUGUGAACAUCUUUGCGUUAAUAUUGAUAGUUCAUACAUUUGCCAGUGCCAUAAGGGAUUCAUACUAAGAGAGGAUGGGAAAACUUGCAGAAAUAAAGAUGUUUGCAAUUCAAUUGACCAUGGCUGUGAACAUCUUUGCGUUAAUAUUGAUAGUUCAUACAUUUGCCAGUGCCACGAAGGAUUCAUAUUAAGAGAGGAUGGGAAAACAUGCAGAAGUGAAGAUAUCUGUAAAUCUGUUGACCACAGCUGUGAGCAUGUUUGUGUUAACAAUGAUGAUUCAUACAUCUGCAAGUGUUACAAAGGAUUUGUCUUAGACAUCGAUGGGAAGAAGUGCAGAAGAUGUACUGAAGGCCCAAUUGAUCUGGUGUUUGUGAUUGACGGUUCAAAAAGUCUUGGGCAGGAUAAUUUUGAAAUUGUGAAACAGUUUGUCUCUGGAAUCUUGGAUUCACUUGAGAUUUCUUCCAAAUCUGCUCGAGUUGGUUUGCUUCAGUAUUCCACCCAAGUCCGCACAGAGUUUACAUUAAGACAAUUCAACACAGCCAAGGAAAUGAAAAAGGCUGUAUCCCAAAUGAAAUACAUGGGGAAAGGUUCCAUGACUGGACUAGCCCUGAAACAAAUGUUUGAGAGAAGCUUUACUGAAGCAGAAGGAGCAAGGCCAUUUUUAUCAAGGGUCCCUCGAGUCUGUAUUGUGUUUACAGAUGGACGAGCCCAAGAUGAAGUCUCUGAGUGGGCUGGCAAAGCAAAGCAGAAUGGUAUAACCAUCUAUGCCGUUGGAAUAGGAAAAGCAAUUGAGGAAGAACUGCGGGAAAUUGCUUCUGAGCCAUCAGACAAGCAUCUCUUCUAUGCUCAGGAUUUCAGCUCCAUGGGGGAGAUAAGUGAAAAGCUAAAAAAACGAAUCUGUGAAGCUCUGGAAAAUCAGGAUGCAUCAGCAGGGAGCCCUCCCAAGCCUGGUCAACAUUCUUCAGGACUUGAAGCUGCUACCAUAACCAUCACAGACCUCCUAGCCUGUUCCAAUUUUGCAGUACACCACAAGUAUCUUUUUGAAGAGAGCCGUUCAAAAACAAUAGGCACAUCAGCAAAUCCUCCAAAAGAUAAAGACCACUGCAAAUGUGAAAGUCUUGUGACAUUCCAGAACUAUGCAGCCACUGAAGUAAGAAAACUAACCCAACGAUUGGAAGAAAUAACAAAGAGGAUGGAAGCUUUGGAAGACAGACUAAGAUAUUGAUGAGCAUUUCUUAACAAAAGUAUAUAAACAUGUGGUAUAUUUAUACAAGUUGUUAACAGAGCUAUUUUGUUAAAGCCAUACAAAGCUACAUAGCACACUUCCUCAUGUCCGAGGAUGAAAUGUUUUUGGGCCCAGUAUUUAUAUGCUGAGUUUGCAUUGAUUGCAGAUAAAAAUUGAGAUGAGCAUAUAUAGUUUAGUAACCAGCCAAAAUUCUAACGCAACAGUGGAAAUAAGCUAUGCAAUGAUAAAUAAAAUAUUCUUAUUUUUAAA
Molecule: messenger RNA, 4680 nt
Organism: Alligator mississippiensis (American alligator)
Lineage: Eukaryota; Metazoa; Chordata; Crocodylia; Alligatoridae
Gene: MATN2
Product: matrilin 2
Exons: 30
Coding region: 238-4410 (1390 amino acids)
Molecular function (GO): calcium ion binding
Source: RefSeq, a predicted model, not a curated record